This is a messenger RNA of Cokeromyces recurvatus, 1308 nucleotides long. Its product is annotated as actin family. The transcript is spliced from 4 exons. Lineage: Eukaryota; Fungi; Mucoromycota; Mucoromycetes; Mucorales; Mucoraceae. The coding region runs from base 42 to 1280 and encodes 412 amino acids. The record is from RefSeq and is a predicted model, not a curated record.
UUUUUUUUUUUUAGUUAACUGAUUGCUUUACUCAUAGAACAAUGUCAAUUGCUCUUCAGGAGGAAAAUUUUGUUGUCAUUAAUGUCGGAUCUUCUACCACAACAGCUGGAAUUGGGAUGCAUGAUACGAAUAAACCUCCUUCAGUGAGUGUUAACAUGGCAGAUUAUAAUUAUCCAAUUAAAAACAACACGAUCGUCAAUUGGAAAGACCUUGAAGAAUGCUGGCAUCAUAUUUUAUUUAAAGAACUCAACAUUAAGAAAUCACGUAAUGAAAGUCCUGUUUUACUUACAGUACCUGUUCAAUGGACAAAAUUAGAACAUGAACGCAUUACCCAAAUAUUUUUCGAAAACUUCAAUGUACCUGGUAUUUAUAUUGCACCCCAACCCCUUUUGACUCUAUUUGGUUGUGGUGCUGUGUCUGGUAUUGUUAUUGAUAUUGGAAGUGAAAUCACAGAUGUCAAUGUUGUUGUCGAUAGUAACGUUCAAUCUCAAUCUAGCUUUACUGUCCCCAUUGGAGGAAAUCAUUUUGAUAAAUAUUUGCUUGAAUUAAUGAAUAAAGAUAGUAAACUCGUUGAACAAUUUACAGCUAUAUCCGAUGUAGAAUUAGACAUUGAAUUCGCUAAAUUCAUUCGUGAAUCACCAGGAUUAUAUAAUGUUUCUAUUGGUCAUGAAUUAAACGAAAAUAAGGUAAUAGCUGAAUUAUCAAAUGCCAUGGAAGAAUUGCCUAUUGAAUCGACAGAAGAGCUUUUGGAUGAAGACAAUCCUAAGAAAGUAGAUGAGGAAGAGGUUGGAGAUAUGCCUGAAAAUAUUGAAGUCGAAUAUAAAGGACAUAAAUUUACGAUUGGAUCUUAUCGUCAUCAAAUGUCUGAUCCCUUAUUUUUGCCAGAAUUAGUUAAUGUGAAUAGUUUAUCACUUUCAGAAGCAAUGCGAUUAGCCAUCAUGAAUUGUGAGCCACCUGAGAUUAGACCCAAAAUUUGGGAAAAUAUUGUUAUUGCUGGAGGUUGCUGUAGGAUGCCAGGAAUAGCAAAACGUAUUAAAUCAGAAGUUCAACUGUUUUUACCUCAAUCAGAUAAUGCAGGCGAUACACAACCUCGUCAAUUAAACUUUUUACGAAUUCCUGAUUACUUUACCGUACUUAAAGAGAAACAAUAUCAGCAAUAUUCAACAUGGCUAGGUGCAGAAAUUGUUGCUAAGCUUGUAUUUAUGGAUGCAAAAAAUUACAUUAGUAAAGUAGACUAUAAUGAAUCUGGUCCCUCUGUUGUUCAUACCAAAACUUACUAAACUCUAUAAUAUAUCAUCAUUGACCAGC